UCUUCGGAAAACCCGGGUUCUUGGAGGCCUAGGCGGGACAGCCAGGGUGCGCCACAGGAUGGCCACUUCCUAGCCACGCUAUGCUCGCCCGAGCCGCCUCCACCUGGCCGUACGCCGGGGCCAGGCCGCGGCCUGACACCCCCGGCGUCCGAGAGUUGAGAGAGGGAGGGGACAGACACGAACUGGCGGGAGAUGAAGCCGAGCGGCGGGGAGCCGGGCUGCGGAAGAGGAGCCUCUGAGAGACUCCCUCCCGCCGCACAGGCAGAGGUUUCAUACACCUGAAAGAAGAGAAUGUCAAGACGCAGUAGCCGUUUACAAGCUAAACAGCAGCCCCAGCCCAGUCAGACGGAUUCCCCACAAGAAACCCAGAUAAUUCAGGCCAAGAAGAGAAAAACGGCCCAGGAUGUCAAAAAAAGAAAAGAGGAGAAGGUCAUCAAGAAACAUCAGUAUGAGAUUAGGAAUUGUUGGCCACCUGUAUUAUCUGGGGGGAUCAGUCCUUGCAUUAUCAUUGAAACACCCCACAAAGAAACAGGAACAAGCGACUUCUCCAGAUUUACAAAUUACAGAUUUAAAAAUCUUUUCAUUAAUCCUUCACCUUUGCCUGAUUUAAGCUGGGGAUGUUCACAGGAUGUUUGGCUAAACAUGUUAAAAAAAGAGACCAGAUAUGUUCAUGACAAACAUUUUGAAGUUCUGCAUUCUGAAUUGGAACCACAGAUGAGGUCAAUACUUCUAGACUGGCUUUUAGAGGUGUGUGAAGUAUACACACUUCAUAGGGAAACAUUUUAUCUUGCGCAAGACUUUUUUGAUAGAUUUAUGUUGACACAAAAGGAUAUAAAUAAAAAUAUGCUUCAACUCAUUGGAAUUACCUCAUUAUUCAUUGCUUCCAAACUUGAGGAAAUCUACGCUCCUAAGCUGCAAGAGUUUGCUUAUGUCACUGAUGGUGCUUGCAGUGAAGAGGAUAUCUUAAGGAUGGAACUCAUUAUAUUAAAGGCUUUAAAAUGGGAACUUUGUCCUGUAACAGUCAUCUCCUGGCUAAAUCUCUUCCUCCAAGUUGAUGCUCUUAAAGAUGCUCCUAAAGUUCUUCUACCUCAGUAUUCUCAGGAAAAGUUCAUUCAAAUAGCUCAGCUUUUAGAUCUGUGUAUUCUUGCCAUCGAUUCAUUAGAGUUCCAGUACAGAAUACUCGCUGCUGCUGCCUUGUGCCAUUUUACCUCUCUUGAAGUGGUUAAGAAAGCCUCAGGUUUGGAAUGGGACAACAUUUCUGAAUGUGUAGACUGGAUGGUGCCUUUUGUCAGCAUAGUAAAAAGUACUAGCCCAGUGAAGCUGAAGGUUUUUAAGAAGAUUUCUAUGGAAGACAGACACAAUAUACAGACACAUACAAAUUAUCUGGCUAUGCUGGAUGAAGUAAAUUACAUGAACACCUUCAGAAAGGGGGGACAGUUGUCACCAGUUUGCAAUGGAGGCAUUAUGACACCACCGAAGAGCACUGAAAAACCACCAGGAAAACACUAAAGUUAACUGAGCAAACAAGUUGGAACUGAUGAAGCGCUGCGUAGCAUUUCAUAGAACUUAACUACUUAAGUUUUACAGGAAAAUAGUGCUGUGGCUGUCCUGGCCGAUUCAGAAGUUUCACUGGCAUUCUUUGAUUUAAAAAACCACUUAAAAUUGGCACUAACUAAGGAGGAAAUUUAAUGCCUAUGUUCGCUGUUUAAAGAAACAGCAGGACUUGUUUACAAAGAUGACUUCAUUCCCAACACUGACUGGAUAGAAGCCAGCCAUGAUUCAUGACAUAAGAAUUUUUUUGAUAUGGUGUUACUGUGUUUAUCUUGAUAAACUAGGAAUUUCAUCAUUGGAGUUUUUGACUAGAUAAGUGCUACCUUAAAGGGUACAUUAAGUGAUACAGUACUUUGAAUCUAGUUUUUAGAUUCUCAAAAUUUAUAAACUCUUAACU
Messenger RNA from Balaenoptera ricei (Rice's whale), 1948 nucleotides. It is a transcript of the gene CCNE2, whose product is annotated as cyclin E2. The record is from RefSeq and is a predicted model, not a curated record. Gene Ontology annotation, molecular function: cyclin-dependent protein serine/threonine kinase regulator activity. NCBI's taxonomy places the organism in Eukaryota, Metazoa, Chordata, Mammalia, Artiodactyla, Balaenopteridae. The transcript has 12 exons. Gene Ontology annotation, biological process: G1/S transition of mitotic cell cycle; regulation of cyclin-dependent protein serine/threonine kinase activity. Bases 292 to 1509 code for a protein of 405 amino acids. Gene Ontology annotation, cellular component: cyclin E1-CDK2 complex; cytoplasm; centrosome.